Molecule: messenger RNA, 279 nt
Organism: Ogataea angusta
Lineage: Eukaryota; Fungi; Ascomycota; Pichiomycetes; Pichiales; Pichiaceae
Exons: 2
Coding region: 1-279 (92 amino acids)
Source: RefSeq, a predicted model, not a curated record
AUGGAGUACUUAGUUAUUGUUUACGACAAACCGGGAACCGUAAGAAUUCCAGCGGCUUUCAACAAGGGAGUGACCAACUGUGGAGCCAUCUACAAGGACGAUGCGAAGACCGAGUUUGCAGGGUCCUCCUACAACAUUGUGGCCAAUUCCAGAGAGGAGAUCAUUGAGUUCUUAAAGACUGACCCCUACUACAAGGCAGGUAUCUGGGACGUGGACAACGCGCUGAUCUAUCCAUACGGAUGUGCUGGACGACUUGCGAAAGAUAUCGUGAAGCCAUGA